GUGAUCACCGCCCAGACAGAAGGAGGCCGGCCGUGCGAGCAGCUGCUAUGGUGCUGAGUUCCCCGGCAAAGCCGACCGAGCCGAGGCGGUCGCGGCCAUGAAGGUGGGGGAGUGGUGCUAAGGAUCAAGUAUACUGUUUAAAAAAAGAAAACAGUAACCCAAGCAUGAGGAAGGCGGGUGCCACAUCUAUGUGGGCCUCUUGCUGUGGGCUGCUGAAUGAAGUCAUGGGAACUGGAGCUGUCAGAGGCCAGCAGUCAGGAUUCGCAGGAGCCACUGGUCCAUUCAGAUUUACACCAAACCCUGAUUUCUCCACGUACCCACCAGCAGCUACGGAAGGGCCUAAUAUUGUUUGCAAAGCCUGUGGACUUUCAUUUUCAGUCUUUAGAAAGAAGCAUAUUUGCUGUGACUGCAAGAAGGAUUUUUGCUCCGUUUGCUCAGUCUUACAAGAAAAUCUCCGUAGAUGUUCUACUUGUCACUUACUGCAAGAGACAGCCUUUCAGCGCCCUCAGUUAAUGCGACUAAAAGUGAAGGAUCUACGGCAGUAUCUCAUUCUUCGAAAUAUACCGAUAGAUACUUGUCGUGAGAAAGAAGACUUGGUAGAUCUCAUACUGUGCCAUCGUAGACUAGGCUCUGAGGACGACAUGGACACAAGCAGCCUGAAUUCUGCAAGGUCCCAGACUUCUAGCUUUUUUGCACAUUCAUUGUUUUCAAACUACACAGCCCCCUCUGCUACUAUGUCUUCCUUUCAGGGAGAGCUCAUGGAUGGAGACCGGACCUCCAGAUCUGGCACACUGGCACAGGUACAAAGUGAAAUAGCUUCAACCAACACAGAAGAUGACGAUGAGGACGACGACGACGACGACGACGACGACGACGAAAACGUGGAGGGGCAGACUCCGGGGCUCUCCAGGGAGAGAGUGAGAGCUUCCCUGUCUGACUUGUCAAGCCUUGAAGACGUGGAAGGGAUGAGUGUGCGGCAGCUGAAGGAAAUCCUGGCUCGCAAUUUUGUCAACUAUUCUGGCUGCUGUGAAAAAUGGGAGCUGGUAGAGAAAGUAAACCGGUUAUACAAAGAGAAUGAAGAAAACCAAAAGUCAUAUGGCGAGCGGCUGCAGCUGCAGGACGAAGAAGACGACAGCCUGUGUCGCAUCUGCAUGGAUGCCGUCAUCGAUUGUGUUCUGCUCGAGUGCGGGCACAUGGUCACCUGCACCAAGUGCGGCAAGCGCAUGAGUGAGUGUCCCAUCUGCCGGCAGUACGUGGUGCGAGCCGUGCACGUGUUCAAGUCCUGAAACCGAGGCUCCCCAUCGGGACAUUCGCCCCUGAACCUGAUCCCAAACGUUUCAGUGCACAGAAGGGAUGGAAAGCUUACUGUUCCAAGGCUGACGCUAUUUUUAAAAAUUAUUUUCAAUACUAACAGGGGACAGAAAGUUUCCUCCUAAGUUGUGGAAACACUGCUUCAUGCCAUGAGCCCGUCUGCGUGCGGACACAUGACUUUCCAGGUUCAGGUGGGCUUUGUCACAAGUCCCGUGAACAUUAGUUGUUAGACUGUGUGUGACAUGGGGGCAGCUACUGCUGUCUUUGGAGGACAUUUAGCCUGUUCUGUUUGCCCUCAUCUUAUUUUUAACUACUCGGAUGUUUGGAACUUCUGUUCUCUCUGGAUGAGAUCACUGUCCACAAGUGGCCGACGUGGAACAUGCUGAGCAGUGGCCCCUCUGAAUGUUCACUUUAUUAGUCAUGUAUAUUUUAAAUGCUAAUAUUUGAUGAAUGUAAGUUUCCACAUUGUUGCUAUUUCUGCAUUUAAACGUAAUUGGGAACUGACAUUCUAUAGUCAACUGCCAGGGCCUUAGACUAAACAUGUCCAUUUUUGUUCAGGUACAGCUUUUUAUAGCAAGGGCUGCAUCUAGCUUCUUUUACUAGAAGUGUGUGUGCUAAAUUCUUUAUUAAUGUGUAAUCCGUUUACACAAGUUUUGUAUAGUGAAGGUGUAUUUUCAGUGCUGUCCGCUAGCUAAUUUCAACUUUAGGAAUAAAAUUAGAUUUUAAAAGCUU
Molecule: messenger RNA, 2043 nt
Organism: Carlito syrichta (Philippine tarsier)
Lineage: Eukaryota; Metazoa; Chordata; Mammalia; Primates; Tarsiidae
Gene: RNF34
Product: ring finger protein 34
Exons: 7
Coding region: 165-1286 (373 amino acids)
Biological process (GO): proteasome-mediated ubiquitin-dependent protein catabolic process; protein K48-linked ubiquitination; negative regulation of extrinsic apoptotic signaling pathway via death domain receptors
Cellular component (GO): cytoplasm; plasma membrane
Molecular function (GO): ubiquitin protein ligase activity
Source: RefSeq, a predicted model, not a curated record